UCCGCUACUCCUCUGCUUUCAUGCCAUCAGGUUAGGCAGCUAGCACGAGAGCUAAGCUAGCGUCACGCUAGGCCUCCAGCAGACCAGCGGGAGAGCUACCAAGAUCAAACACUGCUAUUCGGAAGGAGACAAAUAUCCCUUUAUGAAUCUGCAUGAGAACAAUUAAAAUCCCAGAAAUAUGGUGGUUCUCAAAAUUCGAGACCAGCCUGCUUUGCUGAAAGCUAUUUUCAAUGUGGACCCAGAUGAAGUACGCUCGCUCAUAUUCAAAAAAGAGGAUGUGAAUGCACAGGACAAUGAGAAGCGAACUCCAUUACAUGCUGCUGCCUAUCUCGGAGAUGCAGAAAUUAUUGAGCUGCUGAUUCUUUCAGGUGCCAGAGUAAAUGCCAAAGAUAACAAGUGGCUCACUCCUCUGCACCGGGCUGUGGCCUCCUGCAGCGAGGAGGCUGUCCAGGUGUUGCUGAAACACUCUGCAGACGUGAACGCCCGAGACAAGAACUGGCAGACGCCGCUUCACAUCGCCGCAGCGAAUAAAGCAGUCCGCUGCGCCGAGGCCCUCGUCCCACUGCUCAGCAAUGUGAAUGUGUCUGACAGGGCAGGCAGGACCGCGCUGCACCAUGCAGCCUUCAGCGGUCAUCUGGAGAUGGUGAGGAUCCUGCUCUCCAGAGGAGCAAACAUCAAUGCCUUUGACAAGAGGGACCGCCGUGCAAUCCACUGGGCAGCCUACAUGGGACACAUAGAAGUGGUGAAGCUGCUGGCAUCUCAUGGGGCCGAGGUGGCCUGCAAAGAUAAGAAAUCUUACACCCCCCUACAUGCAGCAGCUUCCAGUGGAAUGAUCAGUGUUGUCAAAUACCUCCUGGACUUGGGGGUGGAUAUCAAUGAGCCCAAUGCAUAUGGCAACACACCCCUCCAUGUGGCCUGUUACAACGGGCAGGACGUGGUGGUGAAUGAGCUCAUAGAGUGCGGAGCUAAUGUCAACCAGGUGAACGAGAAGGGCUUUGCUCCUCUCCAUUUUACCGCAGCGUCACGCCACGGGGCGCUCUGUUUGGAGCUCCUAGUGUGCAACGGGGCUGAUGUCAACAUCAAGAGUAAAGAUGGUAAGACUCCGCUCCACAUGACAGCAAUCCAUGGGAGGUUUUCUAGGUCUCAAGCAAUCAUUGAAAAUGGUGCUGAGAUUGACUGUGAAGAUAAGAACGGAAAUACACCACUGCACAUUGCAGCUCGAUACGGACACGAGCUGCUCAUCAACACCCUUAUCACCAACAGAGCUGAUACAGCUAAACGAGGGGUUCAUGGUAUGUUCCCGCUGCAUUUGGCUGCUCUCAGUGGGUUCUCUGACUGCUGCAGAAAGCUCCUGUCUUCAGGAUUUGAUAUUGAUACUCCUGAUGACUUUGGAAGGACCUGUUUACAUGCUGCAGCUGCUGGAGGAAACCUGGAAUGUCUCAAUCUUCUCCUCAACACUGGGGCAGACUUUAACAGAAAGGACAGCUUUGGCAGGACCCCUCUGCACUAUGCUGCUGCCAACUGUAACUACCAGUGCCUGUUUGCUCUGGUGGGCUCUGGGGCCAGCGUCAAUGACCUAGACGAGCGGGGCUGCACUCCUCUCCACUACGCCGCGGCCUCUGACACAGAUGGAAAGUGCCUGGAAUAUUUACUGCGAAAUGAUGCAAAUCCAGGGAUCCGGGACAAUCAGGGCUACAACGCUGUGCACUACGCCUCGGCGUAUGGACAUCGCCUCUGUCUGGAGCUGAUUGCAAGUGAAACACCCCUAGAUGUGCUAAUGGAAACCUCAGGGACAGAUAUCCUGAAUGACUCGGAUGUCAGAGCCCCCGUCAGCCCCCUGCACCUUGCUGCAUACCACGGUCACCACCAAGCAAUGGAGGUUCUGGUGCAGUCUCUGCUGGAUCUGGAUGUGAGAAACAGCCAAGGGCGCACGCCCCUAGACCUGGCUGCUUUUAAGGGCCAUGUAGAGUGUGUGGACGUCCUGAUCAACCAGGGAGCCUCCAUCCUUGUUAAGGACUUCACCUUGAAGCGAACCCCCAUCCAUGCUGCAGCUACUAAUGGUCAUUCAGAGUGUUUGCGUUUGCUGAUUGGAAAUGCUGAUCUUCAAAGUGCAGUCGACAUUCAAGAUGGGAAUGGACAAACCCCCCUGAUGCUGUCAGUCCUGAGUGGACACACAGAUUGUGUGUAUUCUCUGCUAAAUAAGGGAGCCAGUGUAGAAGCCAAAGAUAAGUGGGGCAGGACAGCCCUACAUAGAGGGGCGGUGACCGGUCACGAGGAAUGCGUGGAGGCCUUGCUUCAGCACAGCGCCAACUUCCUGGUGCGGGAUUGUAAAGGACGCACACCGGUCCACCUGUCAGCGGCAUGCGGACACAUUGGGGUACUGGGAGGCCUGCUGCAUGCUGCCCAAUCAGUGGAAACACUCCCUGUCUUAACAGACAACCAAGGCUACACCCCACUGCACUGGGCCUGCUACAAUGGUCACGAUACGUGCGUGGAGGUUUUGCUGGAACAAGAGGUUUUUCACAAGGCCGAAGGCAAUUCUUUCAGCCCCCUCCACUGUGCUGUGAUCCAUGACAACGAAGGCGCUGCCGAGAUGCUGAUAGACACUCUGGGCCCUGCCAUUGUCAACACCAAAGACAGUAAAAACAGGACCCCACUACAUGCAGCAGCCUUCACUGACCAUGUAGAGUGUCUGCAGCUGCUGCUGAGCCACAAUGCUCAGGUCAACAGUGUGGACGCCGCAGGGAAGACCCCGCUUAUGAUGGCUGCUGAAAAUGGCCAGACUAACGCUGUUGAACUGCUGGUGAGCAGUGCGAAAGCAGAUCUCACUCUGCAGGAUGCUGUGAAGAACACUGCACUUCAUCUCGCCUGCAGUAAGGGACAUGAAACCAGUGCCUUGUUGAUAUUGGAGAAGAUUACAGAUAGAAACCUCAUUAAUGCCACUAACGCCGCCUUACAGACGCCUCUACACGUGGCUGCAAGAAAUGGUUUAACUGUGGUGGUGCAAGAGCUGCUUGCAAAGGGAGCCAGUGUACUUGCAGUUGAUGAAAACGGUUACACACCCGCCUUGGCUUGUGCCCCCAACAAAGAUGUGGCAGACUGCCUAGCCCUCAUCCUGGCCACCAUGAUGCCUGUGUCCCCCUGCACCCCGGCACCCACCCUCCCUUUCAAUGCCAUUAACCACUACACUACCAGCCCCUCCAAGAGCGUCACCUUCGACAGCCUGCCGGCGCUGCGCGACGAGCACAGCUCCUACUGCAGUUUCAACAACAUCAGCCAUCACGACGGCCUCUACAAGGACGAAGAGCUCAAUGACUCAGACUCUGAGACGUACUGAGGGGCAGGAGGGAGCGACAAAUGCAUAAACACACACACUGUGUCUUAAAAAUCACCCACCGCCAGCUUGGGAGGGCAGAAGAAGAAAGAAAAGCCCCCACAGGAGCCUUAAGAGUCCCCCCCCCCCCCCCCCCCCCCCCCCCCCCCCCCCCCCC
This is a messenger RNA of Epinephelus moara (kelp grouper), 3491 nucleotides long. RefSeq names its product ankyrin repeat domain 28b (gene ankrd28b). The record is from RefSeq and is a predicted model, not a curated record. The coding region runs from base 179 to 3337 and encodes 1052 amino acids. The transcript has 28 exons. Gene Ontology annotation, molecular function: protein binding. Lineage: Eukaryota; Metazoa; Chordata; Actinopteri; Perciformes; Serranidae.